AUGGUUCCUGACUUUGAGGACAACGUUCUCGACGCUGAGGACAAGAUCCCCGACUUUGAGCACAAGGUUCCUGACGUCGAGGACAAGGUUCCUGACGCUGAGGACAAGGUUCCUGACGUUGAGGAGAAGGUUCUUGACGCUAAGGCAAGAUUCCUGACGUUGAGGACAAGGUUCCUGACGUUGAAGACAAGGUACCUGACGAUGAGGACAAGGUUCCUGACGCUGAGGACAAGAUCCCUCACGUUGAGGACAAGGUUCGUAACGUCGAGGACAAGGUUCCUGACGUUGAGGACAAGGUUCCUGACGUUAGGGACAAGGUACCUGACGCUGAGGACAAGGUUGCAAACGCUGAGGACAAGGUUCCGGACGCUGAGUACAAGGUUCCAGACGCUGAUGAGAAGGUUCCUGACGUUGAAGACAAGGUUCUUGACGCUGAGGACAAGGUUCCUGACGUCGAGGUCAAGGUUCCUGACGUUGAGGACAAGGUUCCUAACGAUGAGGACAAGGUUCCUGACGUCCAGGUCAAGGUUCCUGACGUUGAGGACAAAGUUCCUGACGCUGAGGACAAGGUUUUUGACGCUGAGAAGAAGGUUCCUGACGCUGAGGACAAGGUUCCUGACGCCGAUGGCAAGGUUCGUGACGCUGAGGACAAGGUUCCUGACCCUGAGGACAAGGUUCUUGAUGCUGAGGAGAAGAUUCCUGACUCUGAGGACAAGGUUCCCGACGUUGAGGAUAAGGUUUCUGACGCUCAGCACAAGUUCCUGACACUGAGGACAAGGUACCUGACGCUGAGCACAAGGUUCCUGACACUGAGGACAAGGUUCUUGACGCUGAUGACAAGGUUCCUGAUGCUGAGGACAAGGUUCCUGAUGCUGAGGACAAGGUUCCUGACACUGAGGAGAAGGUUCCUGACGUUGAGUACAAGGUUCCUCACGAGGACGACAAGGUACCUGACGCUGAGAAAUAGGUUCCUGACGCUGAGGACAAGGUUCCUAACGCUGAGGACACGGUUCCUGACCCUGAGGACAAGGUUCCUGACGUUGAGGACAAGGCUCCUGACGCUGAGCACAAGGCUCCUGGCACUGAGGAGAAGGUUCUUGACGCUGAGAAUAAGGUUCGUGACGCUGAGGACAAGGUUCCUCACGUUGAGAACAAGGUUCCUGACGUUGAGGACAAGGUUCCUGGCGUUGAAGACAAGGUUCUUGAUGCUGAGGAUAAGGUUCUUGACGCUGAGGACUAGGUUCCUGACGCUGAGGAACAGGUUCCUGACGCUGAGGAACAGGUUCCCGACGCUGAGGAACAGGUUCCUGACGUCGAGCACAAGGUUGCUGACGUCGAGGAAAAGGAUUCUGACGUUGAGGACAAGGUUCCUGACGUUGAGGAGAAGGUUCCUGACGCUGAGCACAAGGUCCCUGACACUGAGGACAAGGUACCUGACGAUGAGGACAAGGUUCCUGACGCUGAGGACAAGGUUCUUGACGCUGAGGACAAGGUUCGUAACGUCGAGGACAAGGUUCCUGACGUUGAGGACAAGGUUCCUGACGUUGGGGACAAGGUACCUGACGCUGAGGACAAGGUUCUUGACGUUGAGGACAAGGUUCCUGACACUGAGUACAAGGUUCCAGACGCUGAGGAGAAGGUUCCUGACUUUGAGGACAAGGUUCUUGACGCUGAGGACAAUAUCCCUGACGUUGAAGACAAGGUUCGUAACGUCGAGGACAAGGUUCCUGACGUCGAGGACAAGGUUCCUGACGUUGAGGACAAGGUUCCUGACGUUGGGGACAAGGUUCUUGACGCUCAGGACAAGAUUCCUGACGUUGAGGACAAGGUUCCUGACGUCGAGGACAAGGUUCCUGACGCUGAGGACAAGGUUACUGACGUUGAGGACAAGGUUCCUGACGUUGAGCACAAGGUUCCUGACGUUGAGAACAAGGUUCCUGACGUCGAGGUCAAGGUUCCUGACGCUGAGCAGAAGGCUACUGGCACUGAGGACAAGGUUCUUGACGCUGAUGACAAGGUUCGUGACGCUGAGGACAAGGUUCCUGACGUUGAGAACAAAGUUCCUGACGUUGAGAACAAAGUUCCUGACGUUGAGGACAAGGUUCCUGACGUUGAAGACAAGGUUCUUGACGCUGAGGAUAAGGUCUUGACGCUGAGGACUAGGUUCCUGACGCUGAGAAACAGGUUCCUGACGCUGAGGAACAGGUUGCUGACGCUGAGGAACAGGUUCCUGACGCUGAGGAACAGGUUCCUGACGUCGAGCACAAGGUUCCUGACGUCGAGGAAAAGGAUUCUGACGUUGAGGACAAGGAUCCUGACGCUGAGGACAAGGUUCCUGACGCUGAGCACAAGGUCCCUAACACUGAGGACAAGGUACCUGACGAUGAGGACAAGGUUCCUGACGCUGAGGACAAGAUCCCUGACGUUGAGGACAAGGUUCGUAACGUCGAGGACAAGGUUCCUGACGUUGAGGACAAGGUUCCUGACGUUGGGGACAAGGUUCUUGACGCUCAGGACAAGAUUCCUGACGUUGAGGAGAAGGUUCCUGACGUCGAGGACAAGGUUCCUGACGGUGAGGACAAGGUUACUGACGUUGAGGACAAGGUUCCUGACGUUGAGGACAAGGUUCCUGACGUUGAGAACAAGGUUCCUGACGUCGAGGUCAAGGUUCCUGACGCUGAGCAGGCGGCUACUGGCACUGAGGACAAGGUUCUUGACGCUGAUGACAAGGCUCGUGACGCUGAGGACAAGGUUCCUGACGUUUAGAACAAAGUUCCUGACGUUGAGAACAAAGUUCCUGACGUUGAGGACAAGAUUCCUGACGUUGAAGAGAAGGUUCUUGACGCUGAGGACAAGGUUCUUGUCGCUGAGGUCUAGGUUCCUGACGCUGAGGAACAGGUUCCUGAUGCUGAGGAACAUGUUCCUGACGCUGAGGAACAGGUUCCUGACGCUGAGGAACAGGUUCCUGACGUCGAGCACAAGGUUCCUGACGUCGAGGAAAAGGAUUCUGACGUUGAGGACAAGGAUCCUGACGCUGAGGACAAGGUUCCUGACGCUGAGCACAAGGUCCCUAACACUGAGGACAAGGUACCUGACGAUGAGGACAAGGUUCCUGACGCUGAGGACAAGAUCCCUGACGUUGAGGACAAGGUUCGUAACGUCGAGGACAAGGUUCCUGACGUUGAGGACAAGGUUCCUGACGUUGGGGACAAGGUUCUUGACGCUCAGGACAAGAUUCCUGACGUUGAGGAGAAGGUUCCUGACGUCGAGGACAAGGUUCCUGACGGUGAGGACAAGGUUACUGACGUUGAGGACAAGGUUCCUGACGUUGAGGACAAGGUUCCUGACGUUGAGAACAAGGUUCCUGACGUCGAGGUCAAGGUUCCUGACGCUGAGCAGGCGGCUACUGGCACUGAGGACAAGGUUCUUGACGCUGAUGACAAGGCUCGUGACGCUGAGGACAAGGUUCCUGACGUUUAGAACAAAGUUCCUGACGUUGAGAACAAAGUUCCUGACGUUGAGGACAAGAUUCCUGACGUUGAAGAGAAGGUUCUUGACGCUGAGGACAAGGUUCUUGUCGCUGAGGUCUAGGUUCCUGACGCUGAGGAACAGGUUCCUGAUGCUGAGGAACAUGUUCCUGACGCUGAGGAACAGGUUCCUGACGCUGAGGAACAGGUUCCUGACGUCGAGCACAAGGUUCCUGACGUCGAGGAAAAGGAUUCUGACGUUGAGGACAAGGAUCCUGACGCCGAGGACAAGGUUCUUGACCCUGAGGACCAGGUUCCUGAUGCUGAGGAGAAGGUUCCUGACGCUGAGGACAAGGUUCCUGACGUUGAGGACAAGGUUUCUGACGCUCAGCACAAGUUCCUGACAGUGAGGAAAAGGUACCUGACGCUGAGGACAAGGUUCCUGACGCUGAGGGCAAGGAUCCUGACGCUGAGGACAAGGUUCCAGACGCUGAGGACAAAAUUCCUGAUGCUGAGGACAAGGUUCCUGGCGCUGAUGACAAGGUUCCUGACGUUGAAGACAAGGUUCUUGACGCUGAGGACAAGGUUCCUGACGUCGAGGUCAAGGUUCCUGAUGUUGAGGACAUGGUUCCUGACGAUGAGGACAAGGUUCCUGACGUCGAGGACAAGGUUCCUGACGUUGAGGACAAGGCUCCUGACGCUGAGCACAAGGUUCCUGGCACUGAGGAGAAGCUUCUUGACGCUGAUGACAAGGUUCGUGACGCUGAGGACAAGGUUCCUCACGUUGAGAAGAAGGUUCGUGACGUUGAGGUCAAGGUUCCUGACGUUGAAGACAAGGUUCUUGACGCUGAGGAUAAGGUUCUUGACGCUGAGGACUAGGUUCCUGACGCUGAGAAACAGGUUCCUGACGCUGAGGAACAGGUUCCUGACGCUGAGGAACAGGUUUCUGACGUCGAGCACAAGGUUCCUGACGUCGAGGAAAAGGAUUCUGACGUUGAGGACAAGGUUCCUGACGCUGAGGACAAGGUUCCUGACGCUGAGCACAAGGUCCCUGACACUGAGGACAAGGUACCUGACGAUAAGGACAAGGUUCCUGACGGUGAGGACAAGAUCCCUGACGUUGAGGACAAGGUCCGUAACGUCGAGGACAAGGUUCCUGACGUUGAGGACAAGGUUCCUGAUAUUGGGGACAAGGUACCUGACGCUGAGGACAAGGUUCUUGAUGUUGAGGACAAGGUUCCUGACGUUGGGGACAAGGUACCUGACGCUGAUGACAAGGUUCCUGAUGCUGAGGACAAGGUUCCAGAUGCUGAGGACAAGGUUCCUGACACUGACGACAAGGUUCCUGACGUUGAGGACAAGGUUCCUCAUGCGGACGACAAGGUAUCUGACGCUGAGAAAUAGGUUCCUGACGCUGAGGACAAGGUACCUAACGCUGAGGACACGGGUCCUGACCCUGAGGAGAAGGUUCCUGACGUUGAGGACAAGGCUCCUGACGCUGAGCACAAGGCUCCUGGCACUGAGAAGGUUCUUGACGCUGAUGACAAGGUUCGUGACGCUGAGGACAAGGUUCCUCACGUUGAGAACAAGGUUCCUGACGUUGAGGACGAGGUUCCUGACGUUGAAGACAAGGUUCUUGACGCUGAGGAUAAGGUUCUUGACGCUGAGGACUAGGUUCCUAACGCUGAGAAACAGGUUCCUGACGGUGAGGAACAGGUUCCUGACGCUGAGGAACAGGUUCCUGACGCUGAGGAACAGGUUCCUGACGUCGAGCACGAGGUUCCUGACGUCGAGGAAAAGGAUUCUGACGUUGAGGACAAGGAUCCUGACGCUGAGGACAAGGUUCCUGACGCUGAGCACAAGGUCCCUGACACUGAGGACAAGGUACCUGACGUUGAGGACAAGGUUUCUGACGGUCAGCAGAAGUUCCUGACACUGAGGACAAGGUACCUGACGCUGAGGACAAGGUUCCUGACGCUGAGGACAAGGAUCCUGACGCUGAGCACAAGGUUCCAGACGCUGAGGACAAGGUUCCUGACGCUGAGGCAGGUUCCUGACGCUGAUGACAAGGUUCCUAACUUUGAAGACAAGGUUCUUGACGCUGAGGAUAAGGUUCCUGACGUUGAGAACAAGGUUCCUGACGUUGAGAACAAGGUUCCUGACGUUGAGGACAAGGUUCCUGACGUUGAGGACAAGGUUCCUGACGCUGAUGACAAUGUUCCAGACGUUCAGGACAAGGUUCCUGACGUUGAGGACCAGGUUCCUGACGCUGAGGACUAGAUUCCUGACACUUAGGACAAGGUUCAUGACGUUGAGGACAAGGUUUCCGACGAUGAGGACAAGGUUCCUGACGCUGAGAACAAGGUUUCUGACGCUCAGCACAAAUUCCUGACACAGAGGACAAGGUACCUGACGCGGAGGACAAGGUUCCUCACGUUAAGGACAAGGAUCCUGACGCUGAGGACAAGGUUCCAGACGCGGAGGACAAGGUUCCUGAUGCUGAGGACAAGGUUGACGCUGAUGAAAAGGGUGCUGACUUCGAGGACAAGGCUCCUCACGUUGAGGACAAGGCUCCUGACGCUGAGGACAAAGUUCCUGAUGCUGAGCACAAGCUUCCUGACACUGAGGACAAGGUACCUGACGCUGAGGAGAAGGUUCCUUACGCUGAGGACAAGGUUCUUCACGCUGAUGACAAGGUUCCUGACGUUGAGGAAAAGGUUCCUGACGCUGAGGACAAGGUUCCUGACCCUGAGGACAAGGAGGACAAGGUUCCUGACGUCGAGGACAAGGUUCCUAACGUUGAGGACAAGGUUCCUGACGCUGAGGACAAGCUUCCUGACGCUGAUGACAAGGUUCCUGACGUUGAAGACAAGGUUCUUGACGCUGAGGAUAAGGUUUUGACGCUGAAGACAAGGUUCCUGACGCUGAGGAAAAGGUUCCUGACGUCGAGCACAAGGUUCCUGACGUCGAGGAAAAGGUUCCUGACGUUGAGGACAAGGUUCGUCAUGCUGAGGACAAGGUUCCUGAUGCUAAGCACAAGGUUCCUGACACUGAUGGCAAGGUUCCUGACGCUGAUGACAAGUUUACUGACGCUGAGGACAAGGAUCCUGAUGCUGAGGACAAGGAUGCUGACGUCGAGGUCAGGGUUCCUGACGUUGAGGACAAGGUUCGUGACGUUGAGGACAAGGUUCCUGACGCUGAGGACAAGGUUCCUGACGUCGAGGACAAGGUCACUGACGUUGAGGACAAGGUUCCUGAAGCUGAGGACAAGGUUCUUGACGCUGAGGACAAGGUACCUGACGCUGAGGACAAGGUUCCUGACGCUGAGGACAAGGUCCCUGACGUUGAGGACAAUGUCCCUGACGCUGAGGUCAAGGUCCCUACAAGGUUCCUGACGGUGAGAACAAAGUUCCUGACGCUGAGGAAAAGGUUUCUAACGCUGAGGACAAGGUCCGUGACGCUGAGGACACGGUUCCUGAAGCUGGGAACAAGGUUCCUGAAGCUGAGGACAAGGUUCCUGAAGCUGAGGACAAGGUUCCUGAAGCUGAGGACAAGGUUCCUGAAGCUGAGGACAAGGUCCAUGACGCUGAGGACAAGGUUCCUGACGCUGAGGACAAGGUUUCGGACGUUGAGGACAAGGUUCCUGACGCUGAGGACAAGGUUUCUGACGCUGAGGACAAGGUUCCUGACGCUGAGGACAAUGUUCCUGAAGCUGAGGAAAAGGUUGCUGACGCUGAGGGCAAGGUUACUGACGCUGAGGACAAGGUUCCUGACGCUGACGACAAGGUUCCUGACGCUGAGGACUAG
Molecule: messenger RNA, 7274 nt
Organism: Paramuricea clavata
Lineage: Eukaryota; Metazoa; Cnidaria; Anthozoa; Malacalcyonacea; Plexauridae
Source: the annotation of a GenBank genome assembly